This is a messenger RNA of Equus quagga, 2799 nucleotides long. It is a transcript of the gene WHAMM, whose product is annotated as WASP homolog associated with actin, golgi membranes and microtubules. The transcript is spliced from 11 exons. The record is from RefSeq and is a predicted model, not a curated record. Gene Ontology annotation, molecular function: Arp2/3 complex binding; actin binding. Bases 37 to 2295 code for a protein of 752 amino acids. Gene Ontology annotation, biological process: Arp2/3 complex-mediated actin nucleation; endoplasmic reticulum to Golgi vesicle-mediated transport. Lineage: Eukaryota; Metazoa; Chordata; Mammalia; Perissodactyla; Equidae. Gene Ontology annotation, cellular component: endoplasmic reticulum-Golgi intermediate compartment membrane; cytoplasm.
CGCACAGCCAAUCACAAGUGCCGGGGUGGGGCGGGGAUGGGGACGCGGACGCGGGGUAGCGCCCGGCGGAAAAUGUCGCGGUCGGGGCCGGCCUGGCCGCCGGCGGCCCUGGCAGACGAGCAGCCCGACAGCCUGGAGGGCUGGGUGCCGGUCCGCGAGGACCUCUUCGCCGCACCCGAGCGCCACCAGCUGCGCUUCCUCGUGGCCUGGAACGACGCGGAGGGCAAGUUCGCCGUGACCUGGCCGGCCCCCGCGGGCCCCGGCGAGGCGGCGCUGCAGGAGCUGUGCGCGCAGCUGGAACGCUACCUGCGCGAGGCGGCCGGCGGCUGCGGCGGGGCGGCGGUGCGCGCCGCGCUCUUCCCGGCCGACGGCGCCGAGGUCGACUGCGAGAGCCCGCGCGCCUUCCGGGAGCGCGCCCUGCGCGCGCGGUGCGCCGAGGCGGGCGCGCGCCUGCGCCAGGUUCUUCAAGGACAUGAAAAGGCUGACACCAUGGUAGCAUUGAUGCAAGUCUAUGGAGAGGAAGAUGAGGCAUACCAGGAGUUAGUGACUAUGGCGACCGCCUUCUUCCAGUAUUUACUGCAGCCGUUCAGGCAUAUGCGAGAAGUAGCGGCUUCAUGUAAGCUUGAUAUUCUGAAGUCCUUGGAGGAAGAUGAUCUGGGUCCUAAAAGGAUAGUCGCCUUGCAGAUGGAAGCCCAAGAAUGGACCAGUCGGGCCGAAGAAGCUGUUGUCUCUAUUCAAGAUAUUACAGUGAAUUAUUUUAAAGAAACAGUAGAAGCCUUAGCAGAAAUGCAGAAACAAAUGGAACAGGAUGAGAAGAGAUUUGGCCCAGCUGCCUGGGCCACGGCAAUUCCCAGGUUCGAAAAACUCAAGCUGAUGUUCGCCCAAGAGACGCUGCAGCUCAUGAGGGCCAAGGAGCUGUGUUUGAAUCACAAAAGAGCUGAAAUUCAGGGAAAGAUGGAAGAUCUUCCAGAACAAGAAAAAAAUAUAAAUGUUGUAGAUGAAUUAGAAAUACAAUAUUAUGAAGUUCAAUUAGAACUAUAUGAGGUUAAAUUCGAGAUAUUAAAAUAUGAAGAAAUACUGCUUACUACACAGUUGGACUCUAUUAAAAGACUUAUAAAAGAUAAGCAAGAUGAAGUUGUCUAUUACGAUCCGUGUGAAAGUCCAGAGGAACUUAAAGUCAUUGAUGCUGUGAUGGGGCUGCAGGAGGAGAAGAAUCUGGAGCUGAAAGAACUCAGCCGGCAGUGCCAGCGGCUGGAGUCUAGACGGGGCCGGAUCUGCGCCAGGAGAGCCCACCUCCGGAGCAGAAAGGAUCAAUGCAAAGAAAAUCAUCGCCUCAGAUUACAACAGGCCGAAGAAAGUAGAAAAUAUUUUCAUCAGCAUCAUAGUAUUCAGAUGAAAAGAAACAAGAUAAAAGAAGAGGAGCAGAAGAAAAAAGAAUGGAUACACCAAGAACGCCAAAAGACACUCCAACGAGUGAGGGCAUUUAAGGAGAGAUGUCCAGGUCAGUCUCUACAGAAGACCCCUUGCUCAGAAUCUGCGGCUCCAAACCUGCCAGGUGGACGUUCCCAGCAGACAGCCUCACCGCCGUCUCGGAGGACGGUGGUAACUCAUCAGUCCUGUAGGAAAACCAGACGUGCUCCCACGUCUAACGUUAGCAAUGUGAAAGCCCCCGACCGUCAGGACUGCCCUGGAAAUAGCCCUGUCCAGGUCUUUGUUCCAGUUGGUGACCGAACACACUCCAAAUCCAGUGAGGAACUGUCACCCCUGCCACAACCUCCCCCUCCACCACCGCCGCCACCACCGCCGCCCCCACCACCCCCACCGCCCCUCCCACCUGGGUCCUUUUCUUCUCAAUCUGCAACUCGUCCGAAUUUACACUUCGGGACUUCAGUAAAAGAUGACCGGCCACUUCCGCUAGUGUGUGAAUCGCCUGCUGAAAGACCACGUGAUUCCUCAGACAGUUUUCAGUGCCCAGGCUCUAUGGAUGAGGUGCUGGCCUCCUUACGGCAGGGCAGAAGCCCCCUCCAGAAAGCGGAAGCGCCUGCCUUGCCCCCUCCCCGUGCCUCAGUCAAUGAACAGCUUCUGGCUGCCAUCCGGCAAGGGGUCAAACUGAAGAAGGUCCACCCUGACCGUGGCCUGAGCCCCAGCAGGAAGCCGACCAGCGACCUGGAGAGGAGCAUCCAGGCGGCGCUCCAGAGGAUCAAGAGAGUGUCUGCUGACUCCGAGCAGGAGGAGGAGGAGGAAGACGAGGAGGAGGACAGGGAGGAGCAGAGCCCCGGCGAGUGGGACCAUUAAGCUGUCCCCAAGGCCAGAGGCACCAUGCAGUGUUCCGCAUGGAGCGGUGUGGGCCCCAGGCCUGUUCCUGAAAAGCACGUGUAGGUGCUGGUAGACUGGCCGCAGGACCCCCAACAGGUCAGCAGGGCUUGGGCUGUGACGCUGCAGCUCUUACUUAAUGUCCUGGCUCUUAAAACCAGAGACUGUAGUUGGGAUCUAAGGACACACAGACAGUAUUGCUGGCGUAAGAGAAGAGUAUUUAUUUUUCACAUGGAUAAUCUAGAACCAUUCCCUUAUUCUAAAAAAUGGCUUCAGUGCUAUGGUAAACAGCACUAUUAAGGCUACUGACCGUGUCCUCCUGUGUCGGGGGGGUCGUGGUGUCCUCAGAGUUAAAGGUUUGAAUGUGAACAUUUUAGCAAUAAUCAGAAUAAAUUGCUUAUAUUCAGGAAUUGUUUUAAAUAUUUUAAAUACAAUUUAAGUAUCAAGCACUGUAUAAACUCAUAAUAAAGGACUAUUUAUAAUGCA